AUGAGAGCCAACGUCUUUGACGGCGACGGCACCCCCACUCUCAGGCAAAUUCCUUUGAAAACAUGGACCGGAUCGACCCGUAAACACCAUCUGACUUACCGCGCCUGGAGAAACACCGGCAACGACAAGUUAUUCAACGCUUACCUUGAGGUCCAAGUUACCGGCAAGGCCAGCCUCUUUGUCAACUUUGGUGCAAAAUCAGAAAAAGGCAACGUGGACCCGGGUCUGUCGCGUAUUGACAACGGCUUGGCUGUUGGUUCUGGCUCAAACCCCUACCCAAGACGGUCCGGCUUCAGCAUGCUCGUUGGUAAACUUCAUCGCAAUGUCGACUGGAGCUUGAAAGGGACCUGGCGUAAGGACUUCCUAGGAACGAUCAUUUCUUCGCAACGUAUUAAUCGUAUUCCAGGCAUCUAA
Colletotrichum higginsianum IMI 349063 is the source of this 414-nucleotide messenger RNA. RefSeq names its product Histidine permease. The transcript has a single exon. The record is from RefSeq and is a predicted model, not a curated record. The coding region runs from base 1 to 414 and encodes 137 amino acids. Lineage: Eukaryota; Fungi; Ascomycota; Sordariomycetes; Glomerellales; Glomerellaceae.